Messenger RNA from Closterium sp. Yama58-4, 795 nucleotides. NCBI's taxonomy places the organism in Eukaryota, Viridiplantae, Streptophyta, Zygnematophyceae, Desmidiales, Closteriaceae. The record is from the annotation of a GenBank genome assembly.
AUGGCAACCGCCUUCAAGUGCUCGUCUGUGCUUUCCCUCCAACGGAGCUUCAACCCCACUCAAAGCAGGCACCUUCGUGUGCCUCACUCCACUCAACUCAUAGCAAAUGUCGCCUCUCCUCAGUUCCGAAUCGCCGCGCCAAGGCAUGUCCCUCUGCGUCGCCUGCACGUGGUUGCCGUGUCGGGCGGCGACCACGACCGUGCCUUCACGCGGCGGUCCUCUCCAACCAAGUUGAUCCAUGGAGAGCGGCUCGAGCGACAAACAGGAAUCGGCUUGACGAAGCAGAACGAGCUCUUCCUCGGGCGCUUCGCCAUGAUGGGCUUCGCUGCCGCACUGCUAGUGGAAGCCGUGUCGGGACGCGGCUUGGUAUUCCACAUGCACGCGCACGCGGGCGUGCCUGUCGCACAGUGCGACCCGCUCGCCCUCUCCCUCGCCGCGCUCUCGCUGCUCAUUGCGGUCGGCGCGUUCGGCGACCGAGGGCGCUUCGAGGACGAGUUGCCGGCAGGGCCGGGCAGAGCGCGAUGCACGAUUAAACAGGCGUUGGGUCUGCAUGAUCAAGGCCCGCUGCUGGGGAUGAGCAAGGCGAGCGAGCUGUUCGUGGCGCGGUUGGCGGAGGUGGGUUUAGCCGCCACACUGCUUGGCGAGAUGCUGACAGGCCACGGCAUGUUGGCGCACCUGAACGUGCACACGGGUGUGCCUCUAACGCAGCUGCAACCCACCCUGCUUGCCCCUAUCAUGUUCCUCGUGCUCGCUGCUGCUCACCCUGGUACUGGCCGCUUCGUUAAUGAAGACUGA